AUGGCGUCCUUCAAGUCCGUCGGCGUUGUCUUGGUCACCGUUAUGGCAGUCGUCAUGACCUUCUUUAAAUAUGUCGAUCAACCAUCGAACUGGGUCUACGACCCGGCGCGCCUGCAGCAGAUCGCACAGCAGAGCAUUGCCAACGCCAACGCGGCAAACGGCGGCAGGGCAACGGCAAAGCAGAUAACGGACGAGACUAUUCGUCUGACGCUGGAGAACUACCCGCUAACUACUCACUACACAGGCCGCUGGCUCUGGAACAACGCCGGCGGGGCAAUGGGGUCGAUGACGGUGCUGCACUGCUCCUUCUCCGAGUACCUUAUUAUCUUUGGCUCCUCCGUUGGCACGGAGGGGCACACGGGUCGCUACUUCUGGGCUGAGGACUUCUUCAAUAUCCUCGUCGGCGAGCAGUGGGCAGCUCUGCCUGGAGUGGCAGAGAAGGAGGUUUACCGCCCAGGAGAUCAGCACAUCCUUCCACGCGGCACGGCAAAGCAGUACCGCAUGCCGGAGGAGUGCUGGGCUCUCGAGUACGCACGGGGCAACAUUAUAUCGAUGCUUUUCUUUGGUUUCGCUGACUUGCUCAGCUCCACGCUGGACGUGACGACCCUCCACCAGACUGUGUUGGAGAGUGCGGGGAACAUGCUCAGGAAUAUCUUCAUCGGCAAAAUCUGA
Molecule: messenger RNA, 672 nt
Organism: Leishmania braziliensis MHOM/BR/75/M2904
Lineage: Eukaryota; Euglenozoa; Kinetoplastea; Trypanosomatida; Trypanosomatidae
Product: C-8 sterol isomerase-like protein
Exons: 1
Coding region: 1-672 (223 amino acids)
Cellular component (GO): endoplasmic reticulum
Source: RefSeq, a predicted model, not a curated record